UAAAGGUGAUUAGUUGUGUCUGUUUACAAUUUUUAUAUCAAUUCACAAAUAAAUCAAAUGGGUAAUUAUUUACUUUCCGUAGUCAAGCUUCGGACAGCGACGCGAGCGGACGAUUGAUAUUAAUAUUGGAAUAACGCGUAUCACUGUGCCCGCGAUAGUUACGAAAAUGGAGUUAAAUUUUAUUACAACCCUUAUAAAACACGAUGUGAACCACAAUGUGAAACAGUGUUUUAAAACAAAAAAGCCUUUCGUCAGUAGAAAAGAAGAAGUGAUGGCAAUCAAAAGUAAAUUUCCGACUAAAAUACCGCUCAUUGUAGAAAGAUAUCACAAAGAGAGAAAUCUACCAACGUUGGACAAAACAAAGUUUCUUGUCCCGGAAGACAUUACAAUGUCGCAAUUCCUAGUGAUUAUACGUAACAGAAUUAGAAUAAAACCAAAUCAAGCUCUCUACCUGAUAAUCAACAACAGAUCUAUGCUGAGCAUGAGUUUAACCAUGGCACAGGCGUACGAGCUGUAUGGCGACGAGGAUGGUUUUCUUUACGUUACCUACGCAUCUCAGGAAGUCUUCGGUUACCAAGAUGAUAUGACGGGAUCUAACAAGGAAGUUCAAGUAAUUAGGGACAGAUUUCCGAAUAAAAUUCCGUUAUUCGUGGAGAGAUACGCCAGAGAAAGAGAGGUUCCUGUACUAGGCAGGAACAAGUUCUUGGUGCCGCAAGAACUCACUAUGUCCCAGUUCCUGUAUAUAAUUCGCACUAAGAUGAAAUUAAGAGACUCCCAGGCGUUGUAUCUACUAGUUAACGACAAAGUGCUCGUAAGCCACAGCAUGACGAUGGCUCAAGCGUAUGACCAGUUCCGAAGCGCAGACGGAUUUUUGCACAUUACUUACGCCGCGCAGCAAGUCUUCGGUUGAAAAUAUUGGUCACACCACAUUUCCUGGUCUUGCGAAGAUAUGAAAACUGGCAUUUAAUUAAAUGAUUCUAUUAUAAAGACUGAUAGUAUUUUAUUUUUGUGAUACAUUUAGAAUUGUAGGAUUUUAAAUUAUAACCAUUAUUAUAUUUGGCUAUUUCGUAUAUUUCAAUGAGGCCGGUUCCAAUUAAAAUGUAAUUAAAUCAUGUUAUCAUUUCAAAUCAUUUAUUGUAUUUUAUUAUCUGUGUAUUUUUAGUGUUUUUUUUUUAAUAUAAUGAUUAUCAAUUGUGUCAUGUUAGUUACUUAUGUUAUUGUAUAGAAAUUCAAUUUAUAAGAAUAUUUAUGAUCUCAAAAAUUAUUAAAAUUAUAUUGGUGCCUUAAUUUGCCCUGUUUUAGAAAUAAGAGUGGAAAUAUUGUUAUAUAAUUAUUGUAAAUAAAAAAUAGUUUGUUAUA
This is a messenger RNA of Vanessa tameamea, 1359 nucleotides long. RefSeq lists its product as uncharacterized. Gene Ontology annotation, molecular function: ubiquitin protein ligase binding. Gene Ontology annotation, cellular component: cytosol; autophagosome membrane; autophagosome. Lineage: Eukaryota; Metazoa; Arthropoda; Insecta; Lepidoptera; Nymphalidae. The record is from RefSeq and is a predicted model, not a curated record. The transcript has 8 exons. Bases 167 to 910 code for a protein of 247 amino acids. Gene Ontology annotation, biological process: macroautophagy; autophagy of mitochondrion; autophagosome maturation.